UCUCUCUCUCUCUCUCUCUCUCUCACACACUCUCUCUCUUCUCAUCUCUACGACUUUACUGUAUUACUCUCUUUUUUUUGUGUUAGACACUUGCAGUAGAAUGAAUUCGUAGUUUUAAUUCAGACCACGUGAUUCUUUAUGUGUUAAAAGUUUCAGCAUUAUCGCUUCAAACGUUCUAGAAUAUUAGAUUCAAAAUCAUAAAUUUGAAAUUUCAAUUGUGUAUAUGUUUAUAAAGGAUUAUCUAUGGCAGAUCAUGAUAAUAUUUACGACGAUGAGGAAUUGGUGUCAACAAAUCCAAAUCAAAGAAAUUGGCGAGGUAUACUUAUCGCCCUAUUAGUAAUUAUAGCAGUUCUUGCUCUUAUUGUUACAUCCGUUGCACUACUUACACCACCUGAUGAAGGCCCUCGAAUUAGAGGUACCCGUGUAAAGCUUUCUGAAGUUCUUUAUGGUGAACUUUCUCCUCUUUUAUUUAAUGGUACUUGGGUAAGCAAUCGACACAUUUGCUAUCGUGAUACUUGGGGCGGAAUAUCUUUGUUAGAUGCAGCUAAUACAUCAUCACAAAGCUUGAUGCCUAACGAAACAUUUAGAAGAUUGGCUCCGGCAAAAUUUUCUUUAUCUCCAGACAGGAAAUAUCUUCUGCUUGCUCAAAAUGUUAAAAAAUUAUUUAGAUAUUCUUAUUUAGCACAGUAUAUAGUUUACGACUUAAGCACAAGAGAAACUAUUCAACUUACACCACAUCCAGAGAAAGAAACUCAUCCGUACCUCUUACUAGCACAAUGGACUCCCCGGGGUCACGGUCUCAUUAUGAUCCAGGAUUACGACAUUUAUUAUAGAACUGGACCUCUAAGUAAUAUAGGCUACCGUGUUACUAAUACAUCAAUACCGGGAAUUCUCUCCAAUGGUUUGCCGGAUUGGCUUUAUGAGGAAGAAAUUUUGCAUAGCGCUGAAGCGAUCUGGAUGUCCAAAGAUUCCCACAUGCUACUUUAUGCAAGCUUCGAUGAUUCAUUGGUUAAAGAAAUGCGAUCAUCAUGGUAUGGAGAUAGUAAAUCGUUAUAUCCAGACAUCAGAUCAUUACGUUAUCCAAAGCCAGACACACCAAACCCCACGGUAACACUGUAUAUAGCAGACUUAGCUGAUCCCAGGAAUAUACACACAAAAGAAGUGAAGCCGCCACCUAUCAUUGAGCAUAUUUGCUGUAGAUAAACAGUCUCUGUGAUG
Messenger RNA from Nasonia vitripennis (jewel wasp), 1218 nucleotides. RefSeq names its product inactive dipeptidyl peptidase 10. The coding region runs from base 244 to 1203 and encodes 319 amino acids. Gene Ontology annotation, biological process: proteolysis. The record is from RefSeq and is a predicted model, not a curated record. The transcript is spliced from 8 exons. Gene Ontology annotation, molecular function: GTP binding; GTPase activity; dipeptidyl-peptidase activity. NCBI's taxonomy places the organism in Eukaryota, Metazoa, Arthropoda, Insecta, Hymenoptera, Pteromalidae.